AUCACCAACUCUUGUGCCCUCUUGACGGCGCCGUGCUCGGGCAAAGUGCUGGCAGCCCCCCUGUCCAUAGGCUGUGAUAGCUGUGCCCGUCUACGCGAUCGCGGCCCUCCAGCCUCCAGUCAGUCAGAUCCGCGCCCGGCGGUGCCAUGUCGCAAACAUAUGCGGACCACGAGUCCGAUGGCGCCAACGAAGUCCGCCCGAUAUUUUAUAUCGGGCAACAUGACUCGGCGAGGUCGGAGACACUGGACGACGUCCAGUACGGUCGGGUCCUGAAUGCUGGCUUCAGCUUCGUCACGACGCCCAUCACGAAUGAGCAUUUCCGCCAGCGGGUCACAGUCCUCCUUGCAUCCAGCCUCCUGGAAGCUGAGACCAGUGCUCAAGAGGGCGCCCUUCUCGAUCCCGUUGUCCCGCCCUUGACUACGGAGGACACGACGCUCUUUCCAGGUAUUUAUACGAGCGGACUUGUCGCCUACUCUAGUCCCUGGAUCAACCUGUCUUCUCCCGAUCAUGCUGUUGCCAGUAUUUCUAGGCAGGUCCUUAACCUCGAGGUUUCUUAUGCAAACUUUUGUGGCGUUAGAAGCAUCAUAGUUCCGGGGCCGAGGAAGGACUCGAUCUCGCUAGGAAGCGGCCAGGGGAUCGCGCAAUAUGCCCGAGCCGUCCGGGAAGUUUUAUCGAUUGGUACUCGAGUUAGCAUCAUCAUUCACAUGCCUAUGUACCGUGAGCCUGGUCUAGAAGAGAAGGCUGCGCUUUUAUCUUCGCCUCGCGACGGCGCGGAUGGCACCUCCGGAGAGAGGGAGGUCGACCUCUUCAGCUCUUGGGAUUCAUGGCAUGCGAUCCGUUCCGCGUGCGAUUAUGAUGCGAGACUAUUUGUCGCCCUAAAAAUCCCGCGAGUCCUUCCCGAAAAAGAAUUGCAGACGAGGUGGUUCUCCGAACCUCUCCAGUCUUUAACGUUCGGCCCCCGUACAUUUCAAAUGAACAAAGUUCGCCAUCCUUCCCUUACUCGCCAUCACCAGGACAUGAUCCGCAUGUAUAUGCGCCUAAAGAACGUUCCGUACGUUCUCCUCUGUGACGUCGGCCCGGACCUACAAACUGGUCCCAAUUCUGGUCAGGUGAAGGCGGUUGACCCUUCUUCUGCGGCAGACUUCCCAACCCUUGGUGAGGCUGCUGUGCAGAAGCCUGCGAGUAACGGGAACAGAUCCCACUCCACUAAUAGCUACGCCGCGUAUUUAAGACACCUUGAGAGGCAGCAGGAACCGUUGAGCGACUUGGAGCAGACCACCCUAACCAAUUUUCAGGAUUGGUUACAGUCACCUCUGCAGCCGCUCUCCGAUAACCUUGAGUCGGUGACGUACGAGGUGUUCGAGGGGGACCCUGUCAAAUACCAUCAGUACGAAGUCGCUAUCGCGGCGGCUCUUCGUGACUGGUCCGCACAGGGAAAGCCUACCUCGGCUCCUGAUGGGGCUGUCGUUAUCGCCGUUGCGGGCUCCGGCCGCGGGCCCCUCGUCACCCGCGCCUUGCGCGCCAGCGAGACUACUGGUGUGCCGGUUCGGGUGUGGGCCGUGGAGAAGAACCCCAACGCGUAUGUGUACCUGCUACGACAGAAUCAACGGGAGUGGGGUGGCCGUGUUGCUGUGGUUAAGACGGACAUGCGAGCGUGGAAAGGGCCUCUCUUGUCCUCAUCCACCGAUGACGGCGGCCCAGCAUAUGGUAAAGUGGAUAUUCUUGUCUCCGAACUUCUCGGCUCCUUUGGCGACAACGAACUUUCACCCGAAUGCCUUGACGGCAUCCAGCAUGUUCUCUCUCCUAUCCAUGGAAUCUCGAUCCCGGCCUCGUAUACUGCCCACAUUUCUCCUAUCUCGACCCCCCGUAUCUAUGCCGAUAUCCGACAGCGCUCGCUCUCCGCUCCUUCGUCUGACGCGAGCACCGCCUUUGACACGCCCUGGGUCGUGCGCUUAUUCGCUAUUGACUUCGUCGCUCAGCGUAACGUUCCCGACCACCCGCAGUUCCAGCAGACUUGGGGAUUUGCACAUCCGCUGCCAGGACCUGUGAUGGCGGCCGCGGAGACAAGGCGCGCCGGCGGCAUCGCUGGCGGCGGGGGCGGAGCCAUGGCUGGCGCGGUCGGUGCGAACGAUCACAACUCCCGGCACUGCCACCUCACUUUCGUGUGUCGCAACCGCGGUGUUGUACACGGUCUCGCGGGAUACUUCGAGGCGGUGCUAUAUGAGUCGGCAGCGGCGAUCGGUAGUGGUGAAAACGGGGAAGGGGGAGUAGGAGAGGGUUCAGAGGGACUGAAUGGUAGCAUGAUUGAGCUAAGCACGCUGCCAGAUAUGAUCGAUCGGAAGAGCAAGGAUAUGAUAUCCUGGUUUCCUAUAUUCUUCCCCCUUAAGCAACCGCUCUACUUCCCUCCCGACACGGAGCUGGAGGUUAGCAUGUGGCGGCAGACAGACGAUGGUCGGGUGUGGUACGAAUGGAUGGUGGAAGCUUUCAUGUGGGUCGGCCCCUCGCAAAAGGUCAAGGUUGGGGGCACAGAUCUGUGCAGCAGCCGGAACGUCGCCUGCUUGAUGUGAGCCUAUGAUAUGGAUGAGUGGUGCAAUGGGAACGAGAGCGAUCGGUCGUAGACUUUGAGUGGCAUAAGCACUACUAAAGACCACAGCCGUCAAGAUCCUAGCAACCACUACUACUUCUUCAUUCAUCAACUAUGAGUGACGACUCUUGCUUAGUCGAAAGGUUGAGAUCGAGAGCGUAGCGAACAGGUGGAGAUGAGACCCGUUUAUAAAUCAAAUCUUGUUUCGUCCUGAUGGCCUCCAUCGAGCCUGAUUCGGGAUCGAGAUAUUGUUGCCUCCAUUCUAUCUUCUCAUCGAUUGCAAUAAGUGGAAUAUUCGGACUAAUUCAAGCUCUUGGUUUGGUUUUCCCGGGCCGUGUCGGCGUGCUACUGCG
Durotheca rogersii is the source of this 2937-nucleotide messenger RNA. RefSeq names its product Skb1 methyltransferase. Bases 147 to 2567 code for a protein of 806 amino acids. The record is from RefSeq and is a predicted model, not a curated record. Gene Ontology annotation, cellular component: cytosol; nucleus. The transcript is spliced from 4 exons. Gene Ontology annotation, biological process: peptidyl-arginine N-methylation; regulation of DNA-templated transcription. Lineage: Eukaryota; Fungi; Ascomycota; Sordariomycetes; Xylariales; Xylariaceae.